Molecule: messenger RNA, 4105 nt
Organism: Xenopus tropicalis (tropical clawed frog)
Lineage: Eukaryota; Metazoa; Chordata; Amphibia; Anura; Pipidae
Gene: xpo5.2
Product: exportin 5, gene 2
Exons: 31
Coding region: 180-3752 (1190 amino acids)
Biological process (GO): protein export from nucleus; intracellular protein transport; nucleocytoplasmic transport
Molecular function (GO): small GTPase binding; nuclear export signal receptor activity
Source: RefSeq, a predicted model, not a curated record
CUGUUGCAGCUUCUCUCUCCCUUCCCCUAACUUGUGCCAGUGCGCAUGCCCAGUCAGUCCGUCCGUGUGUAGCGCUGUGCCCGCUCCGUGCCUGAGAGGGAAAGUGUGGAGCAUGCGCAGUGCGGGCCAGCUGGUUCCCUACAGUGAGAGUAGCGUCCCGGGAUACACAGUGUCCGGCAAUGGCCGAGCCGGUCCAGCGAGAACGGAUGGUUGAAGCCCUGUGCGAGCAGCUGGUUCGGUCCGUCUCUGUCAUCAUGGAGCCCGAGUCCAGUCAGGAAUGUCGGCUGAAAGCGCUCAAGUUCUGCGAGGAGUUCAAGGAGAGAAGCCCCCUCUGUGUGCCCUGUGGCCUGCAGCUGUCCAACCGGAGCCAUUCCCCCUGCGUCCGGCACUUCGGCCUGCACGUCUUGGAGCAUGUUAUAAAGUUUCGGUGGAACGUCAUGCCUUUGGGUGACAGGGUGUUUGUAAAGAACAGAAUGAUGCUUCUUAUUUCUUAUGGAAUCCACCCCAUCCUGGAGGAGAAAGGGCACAUUAAGGAUGUGAUUGCUCGCGUUGUAGUAGAGAUCAUCAAGAGAGAGUGGCCCUGGAACUGGCUAGGGAUGGUCAACGAGCUGGCCUUUACUGCCAAUUUUGGGGAUGCACAGAUGGAACUGGUGAUGUUCAUCCUUCUGCGGUUGGCUGAAGACCUUGGGCCAUUCGAAACCCGACCCAUAUGGUGCCUGAAAGAACUUCACAAAUCAUUGGGAGCGAAUAUGGGCAAAAUAUAUGAUUUCAUUCUGAUCGUUUUGCAGCGGUGUGAGCAGAAUCACCAGAACCUGACACAGGGCCAGUUCCGCGUGGCUGCAGCUGCUCUCCGCACCCUGGCCGGAUAUAUCAAGUGCCUCCCUACUCGCCUUAUAAUGGCUGAUAACUGCACUCUGCUAUGGCUGCUGUGUGUGCUGCUGAAUGUUCCUGAGCUACAGAUGGAGGCAGCCGAGUGUCUGCUCCUUGCAGUCAACAAGAAGGGACUGCUGCUGGAGGAACGAGUCCCGCUCCUGAUAUUAUUUAGGGAAGAUGCUUUACGAUACAUCCUGACUGCGGCACAACUGGCAGACAGUGACCCUUUGCAGGAGAGGAACUAUGUUAUCCUAAAGAUGAUUGGCCAAAUCCUUUGUGACCUGGGCAAUCAGCUCUGUGCUCUGACUCAGGUCACUGCGUUUGAAGUGAAGACCCCAGAGACCUUUGACAGAUACCUUGAAGCCCUGCUGAGCCUCACCCGACACCCCAGCCUGUUUCUCACAUCAUCUGCUUUUGUGAUAUGGGGGACUCUGUUCAGUCACAGGGUGCUGUCCCACGACCCCCAGCUUACAGCAGCCAUACCUGAUGUGCUUCGAGCCGCUAUGGUCAGCAUUGUAAAGGUGGGUUACCCAUCAAUGGAUAACAGUCCCAGCUGUGAAUACUCCCGACUGGACUUCGACGAUGAUACAGAGUUCAAUACGUUUUUCCUCUCGUUUCGCAAACAGAUGGGGAUUGUGGUGAGAUCCCUGUGUCGUCUGGACACAAGAACAGUAUUGCACGUGGCUACAGAGUGGAUGCGCCACCAGCUGUCUGCUCCGCUGGAUCCGGGACCACAUAAUGCUACAUCUGUAGAGGCGCUGUGCAGCCCCCACUCUCCUUCCUUCUUGCAUUGGGAAGCAAUGUCCUUUUUCUGCAGUGAAGUCUUCGCUCAGCUCUGCCGCCCCCUGUCUGCAGAGGAGGCGCUGCUUAGAGAGGGUGUCAGGCUUCUCCAGCGAGUCAUCAGCUAUGAGACCAAGGAUCCUCUUAUUGUGUCCUGUGUCCUCACCAACCUGGCGUCCCUUCUGCCGCUCAUCGCCCACGCGGGGCACCUAAUGCCGCUGGUGCUACAGAAGCUCCUCAGUGCGGCCGGGUUUGCAGAUACAGACGGCGUUACGGUGCCCAGAACAGUGUUACGGAAUAUCCGCAGCUGCGCCGGCACCCUCCUCCAAACCGUCUGCGUUACUUUCCCAGACCUGGUCGGGCCUUGCUUUGAGGUUUUACAUACCCGUAUUAAAGCCCUAUUGGGGCAGGAGCGGCUACUAACUGGCGCUGAGAGAUGUGCCCUGAUGGGGGCUCUUGUUCUGGCCAGCAACCACUUUAAAAACUACAGCAGACAGAGAUCCAUCCUGGAGGAAUUGCUCAGGCCUGCGGUCUCCAUGUUGCUCUCUGAGGAAAUGCAGAGAGUGCUUUCUGGCCCCAGGGAGUUCAUUUCCUUUCUGAACAAUCCAGGGAGUGAGAAUCAAGAAGAAGGGGAUGAUGGCGGCCGCCUAAGUUACUCCAAGCUCUGUUACUGCGCUGACACCUUGUUGGCUGCUAUAAGGAAAUCACGGCGGCCAAACCAAUUUACAGAAGCCACAGCCGGGGGGUUCGUUAAAGGCCGUACCCCAAACGGUGCCGUGUUUCUCAACCCCUGCGCAGGGGAACUGCUGAAAGUCCUGGACCGUCUGCUGGUUCUGAUCAGGACAAUGAACAGCCUGUACCUUCCAGAAGUAAUGACCAAAAUGGCAGAAACCGUCUGUCAGUCCGGGCUUGAGGUGGAGAACAAAAGCAUCAUGGAUUGCAGCCAGCCCAUCAUGGGUGAGUCUGUGCCCCCAGUGACCGUGCCGGAGCAGCUACAGGGCCCUUACAACUCGCUGUAUAAAGCCUGCUGCCAGAUACUGGGAAAGUGCGGCCCCUCCAUGCCACAUGAGUUCUACUCCGUUCCUGACUUGGCUUCUCGUCUGCUCAGCUCUGCCUUUACCAACCUCGACUACGUGUCUGACCUCCAUCUUAGACAUAUAGUGAAUGAUUUGGUGACACCGCUCCUCUUUUAUUGCCCUUCAAAGAAGUACGAAAGUGUGGUUCUCCCGAUCCUCAGGCCUCUCCUGAUGAGCCUGUACCAGAGAUUGUCCCAAAAAUGGCUGUGUAUCAACCAGAGAACUACAUCCAGUGAGGAGGAUCUAUUGGAGGAAGAGAGCGAGUCCCAAGAUGACCUGAUGGUGAGGCUGCUGAGCCGGACAGUGGUGCAGUUCAUUUAUAUUUGCUGUAAGGCUACGGCCACAAUAUAUCACAGUGAUGCCGAUGGUGCAUUCGUGCCCAGGGUGGAACAGGCGGGAGCAGAAGAUCAGGAAGCUCUGACGGCCCCGGUGGAUCAUUUACUUCAUUCCAUGAAGCUCUCAAACCUGGGGCAGUUCCUGCUGAAGAAUGAGGAGGUUUACACGGCACUGCUGCUAAUGGCCUACAGCUCCCUGAUGUGGAAGGAUCCACAGACGUGUAAUAUGGCAGCCACUCGGCUGUGUUGGUCCCUGCUCAGCCAGAUGAUGGCCGUCUCCCUGCCGGCUGAUGCCGCUGUCUGUUACUUUGCCAGUGUGCUGUGUGGGCUACAGGCUAAUGGCCACUGUAAGUCCUGCACGGACCCUCUGGUUCUCUUGGCGUUCGAGUUCUACGUGGCGCUGCGCCCCAAGUACCCAGAGCUGCGUGGCCUGAUGGAGCGGGUUCCACAAACCCAGCGACAUGUAUUGGUGCAGUUUGAUGAGGAUAUCGUUUCCCCCAAGCAGAAAAAGAAAAAGCUCAAGGAACAAUUCAGGAAUCUCCUUACUGGGUGCAUUGGGAAGCCGCUGGCCGACCAGUUCUACAAAGUCCACAUCCAACACUUACCCGCUGGGUUCAAGGGAACAUCUGGCCCAGUCUUGGAACCUGAUUCUGUGCCAAUCAGCUGCUCCCUGGACCCUACUCACUGAUAGAGGGACUCGGACACCCCCAUGGGGGUUGCUAUGGACAAGAUUAAAGGCCAACUGCGCCCUGGAUGACAAUCUAAUUUACCACUUGUGCCUUGGUACAUUGCUGCUGGAACACUGGGAUGCCAUUUUUAUAUCUCUGUAUAUAUUUAUAUUAUAUAUUUACCUAUUUGUGUAUAAAAUCUACUUUAUUGCUUUUAUAUGGACAUGGGCACAAGUGUCUUUCUCUUCCUGGUGGGACUGGGACACGAGAUCAGCCGGUGACUCUAUUCUGGUGUUACUGCCCACGGGCUCACAUACGGGUCUGUGUUACUUUCCUUUAUAUUAAAGGCAAAAUAAAUGGUUUUAGUUUAUUA